AAGGGCUAAUGAAACAAAAUGAAGGUUUGUUUUUAGUAUCAUAUAAUCUGUUACUUGAACCUCCAUUACCAAUUUUUUCUAAUAAAGCACCAGGUUUAAUAACACAAGGUGAUUGUUUAAUUUCAUAUGAUUUGUCAACUCCAGAUAUAUAUAACAAGAUGUCAGAUAAU
Messenger RNA from Cetraspora pellucida, 170 nucleotides. The record is from the annotation of a GenBank genome assembly. Lineage: Eukaryota; Fungi; Glomeromycota; Glomeromycetes; Diversisporales; Gigasporaceae.